Malassezia japonica is the source of this 1728-nucleotide messenger RNA. RefSeq lists its product as uncharacterized. The record is from RefSeq and is a predicted model, not a curated record. Gene Ontology annotation, cellular component: membrane. The transcript has a single exon. Gene Ontology annotation, molecular function: amino acid transmembrane transporter activity. Gene Ontology annotation, biological process: amino acid transmembrane transport. The coding region runs from base 1 to 1728 and encodes 575 amino acids. NCBI's taxonomy places the organism in Eukaryota, Fungi, Basidiomycota, Malasseziomycetes, Malasseziales, Malasseziaceae.
AUGACGCAGUCCAGAGGUGUUUCGACUGACCAAGGGACGGAGGGCUCGGACCUGGCCCGGCCCUACAGUGCCCAGUCGGUACGAAACAAGGCCAGCAGUGCCGACAUGAAGACGUCGCACCAUGAUCCCGAAGCUUCGAUCCUUGAUCUUGCCGAGCAUCCUUCCAAGGUGCAGCCAGAAGAUCAGGGUCUGAAGCGCAAGCUGCAAGGGCGUCAUCUGCGUUUCCUGGCGCUGGGUAGCAGCAUUGGUACCGGUUUGUUUGUCGGUUCCGGAAAUAUCCUCGCUACCGGUGGUCCUGGAUCGAUGAUGAUCAACUUUAUUCUGCUUGCUGCGAUGGUGAUUACUGUCAUUUUUGCCGUGGGAGAGCUGGUUUCUCUAUUCCCUGUCGCGGGUGCCUACUCGGUGAUGAUCUCCCGCUUUAUUGACCCCUCCCUUGGCUUUGCUAUUGGACUGAACUACCUGAUGACCUGGCUGAUCAUUCUGCCAGUGGAAUUAACGACUGUGUGCAUUGUAGUGGGCUACUGGGACGAAGAUGGCGUGAUGCCAAAAGGCGCACUGAUCGCCAUCGUCCUGGUCGCCGUCUUUUGCAUCAACCUGUUUGGCGUGCGUGCGUACGGCGAAUUUGAGUUCUUUGCGACCUCGAUCAAGAUCAUAAGCCUGGUGGGCUUCAUCAUCGGUGGUGUCGUCAUCACCUGCGGCGGCUCGCCUUCAGGCCACUACCUCGGAGCUCACAACUGGCACCUCGAGGGCGGCGCAUUCAUCAACGGAUUCAAGGGCUUCUGCAGUGUCUUUGUGUUUGGCGCAUUCGCUUUUGGCGGCUCGGAGCUGAUCGGUCUCGCCGCUGCCGAGGCCGCCGAGCCCCGCAAGCAGCUUCCGCGCGCUUGCAAGAUGGUCGUGUGGCGCGUACUCAUCUUCUUCAUCCUCGCGCUGUUCAUCGUGACGCUGAUUGUGCCCUAUAAUGACUCGCGUCUGCUUGGCUCCGACUCGCCGCGUGCGUCGCCGUUUGUACUCGCGAUCAAAAUCGGAGGUAUCAAGUCACUGCCUAGCGUCUUUAACGGCGCGAUUCUCAUCUCGGUCAUAUCUGUCGCGAACUCUGCGGUGUACGCAGCGAGCCGCCUGCUGGUCGGCAUGGCUGAGAAGCAGCUUUUGCCGUCCAUAUUCAAGUACACCGACCGCCAGGGCAGGCCGCUCGUGGGCUUUGUGGUGGUCUUCUUGUUCGGCCUCCUCGCCUUCCUCGUGUACUCCACGUCAGAGAACGAAGUGUUCAACUGGCUGAUUGGUAUCUCGGGCCUGUCCACGAUCUUUGUGUGGUUCACUGUGUGUGCGGCGCACAUUCGCUUCCGCUACGCGUGGAAGGCACAGGGGUACACCACUCACCAGCUCCCGUGGUCGUCGCCACUGGGCGUGUACGGCUCGUGGUUCGGCUUCAUCAUCAACGGCUUGCUGCUGGCAGGCAACUUUUACUACGCCGCGUUCCCGAUCAGCGAAGGAAGCAUGUCGCCGAUGGAGCGUGCGCACGACUUUUUCGAGUCGAUGAUCUCGGCACCGAUCGUGAUCUUCUUCUUUAUCUCCCACAAAAUAUUUAAGCGGACAAGGACUGUGCGCUUUAACGAAAUUGAUCUCGACUCGGACCGCCGGGAUCCUGUUUCGGAAGAAGUCCUAGCGCGCGAGCGCGCCGAGCGCGCCGAGAUGCCUAUCUGGAAGCGCGUGCUGCAGUUCCUAUUCUAA